Molecule: messenger RNA, 1590 nt
Organism: Eutrema salsugineum
Lineage: Eukaryota; Viridiplantae; Streptophyta; Magnoliopsida; Brassicales; Brassicaceae
Product: histone-lysine N-methyltransferase ASHH3
Exons: 13
Coding region: 271-1356 (361 amino acids)
Biological process (GO): regulation of DNA-templated transcription
Cellular component (GO): nucleus; chromatin
Molecular function (GO): protein binding; histone H3K36 methyltransferase activity
Source: RefSeq, a predicted model, not a curated record
ACUGCCGCUCUUUCUUCCGUUUUUUUUGUCUUCUUACUCUCUCAGAUCCGCCAUUGUUACUUCUUCUUCGUGUUCAACGACAACCACAAAUUAACGUUACUAGAAUUUCGAAACUUCGAAUUUUCCAACAACAGGAAGACGCAGCCAUUGAAGAUUUUCUCCUUUGCUCGAUUUAGUGAACUUGUUUUUUCCUCGAUAGAUAGAAGUUCAAAUCUUGCUUCAUUCUAGAUAGAAGUUCAAAUCUUUACUUAUCAAAUCGAGUCUUUGGCCAUGCCCUCCGCGAAGAAGAUUUCCGACCGGAACCACAUAGGACAAGUGUUCAACAAGUUGUUGAAUCAGAUUGGAGAAGCAGAGGAGUUUGAGUUGCCGGAUUGGUUAAACAAAGGGAAACCUACUCCUUACAUCUUCAUCAGGCGCAAUAUAUACUUGACGAAGAAAUUCAAAAGGAGGGUUGAGGAUGAUGGAAUAUUCUGUUCUUGUUCCUUGUCCCCUGGUUCUUCUUCUUCAACUGUCUGUGGGAGUAAUUGCCAUUGUGGGAUGCUAUUCUCAAGCUGUUCCUCAAGUUGCAAGUGUGGGAGUGAGUGUAACAAUAAGCCGUUCCAGCAACGGCAUGUCAAGAAAAUGAAGUUAACUCAGACAGAAAAGUGCGGAUCAGGGAUUGUAGCAGAAGAAGAAAUCAAACAAGGAGAGUUUAUCAUUGAAUAUGUUGGAGAAGUUAUAGAUGAUAAGACUUGUGAAGAAAGGCUUUGGAAGAUGAAACACCGUGGCGAGACGAAUUUCUAUUUGUGCGAGAUAAACAGAGAUAUGGUGAUUGACGCUACUCACAAGGGAAAUAAAUCGAGAUAUAUUAAUCAUAGUUGCAACCCUAAUACGCAGAUGCAGAAAUGGAUAAUUGACGGCGAGACAAGAAUCGGUAUUUUUGCCACCUCCGACAUAAAAAAGGGAGAGCAUUUGACUUAUGACUACCAGUUUGUUCAGUUUGGUGCAGAUCAAGACUGCCAUUGUGGGGCCACAGGUUGCAGAAGGAAGCUUGGUGUCAAACCUAGCAAACCUAAGUUAGCCUCGGAUGAAGCACUAAAUCUAGUGGAAUGUGAAGUGGCCCAGACUCUGCCUAAGGUACAUGAAAAUGGAAGUAUACAUGAAGGAAAAUCAUGGAAUAAGCUUAGUCAAGUGCAAAUAUGUCCUCGUAAUUGCAUUGGUAUGGUGAUCAGGUUAUCUCGCCCCACGAGUGACAGGUGUUUCGGGCUCAUUAGACAUUUUGAUGAGUUUUCAAGAAAGCACUCGGUGAUGUUCGAGGAUGGUGUUACCGAGUUUAUCGACAUGUUGAGAGAAGAUUGGGAGAUUGUAAGUGUCUAACAUUGCAUUCAGAUUUCUUUGGAAAAAUAAAGGUUAAGAAAUCCGAAACACUUAUCUCCAAGAAAAUGUAUUGAAAACCAUUUCUAAAGACGAAGUUAUAUUUUCCCUUUUAUGUAGAGGAAUACUCUUUUCUUUUGAUGAGCAUCUUAAGACGAUGAUGUCUUGCAACAACUUUGUGAUGUAAAAGUGUACCAUGAACUGUUGUUAUAGUAUUACAAGUUUUUAUAUCGUUUA